Molecule: messenger RNA, 2122 nt
Organism: Drosophila montana
Lineage: Eukaryota; Metazoa; Arthropoda; Insecta; Diptera; Drosophilidae
Exons: 3
Coding region: 371-1774 (467 amino acids)
Source: RefSeq, a predicted model, not a curated record
GCACAUAUUAACUCGUCGCGUAGACUUCGCAGCAGCAGCUAACAGCACCAGCCCCACACCCUACCCGCCCCAUUGCAAGCAGCGCGCGCGCACUUAAUCAAAUAAUUUGAAAUACACAAAACAACAAGCAGAAAUUUACUAAUUAACUAACCCAACAACAACAACUACAACGAAACCAAAAGAAAAAUCCCCCAAAAGUCAUCAAAAUUUGCAGAUAAAAAAUUGUAAUUUUUUUUCAAGUGCAAGCAAAAUCGAGUAAAUAGCAAAAGCAAUCGAAAUUGUAACAGAAACAGUAACAGAAACAGUAACAGUAACAGUAACAGUGAAAAGAAGUGUAAAGAACCGUUAAGCAGAACAUACAAAUGCAAACAUGUGCCACAAUUCGGGCAUUGAAAGUGAACAGAUCGAAAGGUACAUGGCCUUCGGUCUGCCCCAGAAAGCCGUCAGGAGCGUAAAAUACACGAUGCGCAAGCGCGAAAAACAGCAGCGCAAGGAGAGGCAACAACAGCAGGACCAAUCACAAAAUAACAGCGAUGUCGAGGACUUCAGCAACAGCGGCAGCAGCAGCAGCAGCAGUAACAGCGACAGCGGCACUGACGUUGAUAUCAAGCCUAAACGUUCUGUGCAGCAAAAGCUGAUAGAAACGGAAAUGGAUACUGAGACAAUUGCAGUAGCAGAAGUGACCGCAGCUAAAACUGAAGAAGGAGCUUCUGUAACAGUCUUAAAAAACAGUAAAAGCGACAUGUUUAGUAUUCCAAAAUUCUGUGGACGUUUUCGUAAAAUGCAAGAACAGCAGCAAGAGGAGCAGCAGCAGCAGCCGGAUGCUGUAAACUCUCCGCACAGCAGCCCCAUGACAACAGUACCAGCAACAACAACAACAACAGCAACAACACCAGCUGCAUUAACAGCCCAACAACAGCGCAAACUCAGCUCCAUGGAGCCAUCGAUGGAUGAUGCUCUGGCAAUUGGCACUCAAAUGACACGCAAAUUCGCUGAACGUUGCCAUUGCCUGAUCGCACAGCUGCAUGGCACCCGCCUGUACACUAUCCUGACGCGUACCACGCAGCCAGCGCAUUUGAUGGCCAUUUUAAUAUUAUCCUUUGUGCUACUGACCGUUGGACCCGAUCUCAGAACGACAACAACGACGAUGCACAGCAGCCAGUUGGCAACAGCAGCGAUACACACAACAACAACAACGACGCAGGCCGCCGCCGCUGCCGCCGCAGCUGCCACUCCAAUGGUUGGCAGCACACUGGCAACGCUGGCAUAUCUGGGCGCAUUCGCCACACACUUUGGCUCACAAAUCUGGAUGACCUUUGUCUCGGGCCUUUCGCUGUAUUUCUCGCUGCCGCGUCACACCUUCGGCCAAUGCCAGCAGAUUCUGUUCCCCAAGUAUUUUGCGCUGAAUGCAAUGCUGAGCAUCAGCAUGCUGAUCAUUUAUGUCAAAUACUUUCUGAGCGGGUGGACAACGGCGGCGGGUGUGCAGAUGGGCACACUGGCACUGACCGCUGCCAUCGAGGUGGUGGUGCGUUUAUAUCUGGCACCGCCCAUGCUUCGACUGAUGCACGAGAAGUAUAGGAUCGAGGGCGCCAUCGGCAGUGGCCAGGAGGUGGGCAGUCUGGUCCAGGGUGAUCUGGUCGAGUGUCCGCAUUAUCAGCGCAUACAUAAGGCAUUCCGGCGCAUACACAUGACCAUUGCCAUUGGCAAUAUGAUUGUACUCAUGGCCACAUGUCUGCAGUUGUAUUUUCUGGCAUUGAAAAUAAGAAUUAGCUAAGACGCGAACCACUGGGAGGCCCAGGCAAAGGCCGCAGCCGCAGCAGCAGCAGCGCUCACAUUUUCGGGCAGCGCCUGAAAGGCUGCCACGGGUUUUUGUUUUCUCCCUCAUGCAAAAAGAAUUUAUAAAUUUAAUUUGUAGCGCAAUUAAGUCACCAUGACAUCACACACACGCACGCACACACAUACACGCAUAUAAAAGUUGAUAUUGUAUUUUACUGUCAAUGAUUGUCUCAAAUUAAAUUAUUAACUAUAUUCGCGUAGUUUAUUAGACAAUAUAUUUAUAAUAACCACAUCAAUAACAAUUAUCCCAUGCAUAUACCACAAUAAACUAGCUAAACGAAAUAUC